Rotaria socialis is the source of this 423-nucleotide messenger RNA. NCBI's taxonomy places the organism in Eukaryota, Metazoa, Rotifera, Eurotatoria, Philodinida, Philodinidae. The record is from the annotation of a GenBank genome assembly.
AUGUUCUCGAUACAACCUAAUGCAUCGUCUCGAACAGGGAAAAAGUCAACAGAUGACAUAAAACGACGUCUUCAAUCAGUACUAGGUUAUAGUCCACAUGCAAUUUAUUUUGGUUUUGUUCCACUUGUUAUCUAUUUGGGUUUUAAACUCGGGCCAGAUCCAGGAACACCUGAAUUUUCAUUGAUCAAUUUACUUCCUAUUGAUGCUGAUGACGAGAAAGAGAUUGGAUUUGAUUUUGACGAAAAACUAGUUCAUGAAUUGAAUAGUAGUUCUCAAUUUUUCCAAUGUGAUGAUACUAAAGUAGUCUAUUUCGCCGAAUUGAUUGUUGUCAUCGAAUCUCCAUUUGAUGAUAACGUACCUCAAGAGAAAGAAGACUUGUUAAAAAAAGUCCCCAAAACAUUAGAACAGCAGUAUAUGGCGUGA